AUGAAUCAGACCCCUCAAAUAGCGACUGAUCUACUGACAAACCCUCCACCUGAACUCGAGAGACUCUUGAACGAUCCUAGGACAACCGAUGAAGCUCGUCAAUCCAUCAAAGAAAUAUCGAUAGUGUCGCCUCCUCCAACGACUAAUGGAACAGCGAAUACCAUCAAGUCAAAAUCACAAGAUGGUAUAAACAAUUCAGGUGAAGGGAGAUUACAAAUCGUUAAUGAACACCAGGAAUUCACCCAAGAACUCUCACCCUAUUUAGACAAAUGGGGAUUACUAGAUAAAGGGUUCGCUUACGAUGUAGUAUCUGUAUUUGGAUCUCAAUCCACUGGAAAAUCAACUCUGUUGAACAGAUUAUUUGGAACUAGUUUCGAUGUUAUGGAUGAAUCUAGAAGACAACAAACGACUAAAGGCAUUUGGAUGUGUCCUUCGUCUUAUGGAAAUACGUUAGUGAUGGAUGUGGAAGGUACAGACGGCAGAGAAAGAGGCGAAGAUCAAGAUUUCGAAAGAAAAAGCGCUUUAUUCAGUUUGGCUAGUACAGAGGUAUUGAUCGUGAAUCUUUGGGAACAUCAAAUUGGUCUAUAUCAAGGUGCCAAUAUGGGUCUUCUGAAGACAGUCUUCGAGGUCAAUCUGGGAUUAUUUGGUGGUGGCGGUGAUAGCACGAAAGCAAAACCUCAGGAGAAAACACUCAUCCUUUUCGUCAUUCGUGAUCAUGUCGGAGCAACACCAAUGAGCAAUUUGACCGCUACUUUGACACAGGAUAUGGAAAAGAUCUGGGCUAGUCUGUCAAAACCACCUCACCUUGCCGACGCUACUCUUACAUCCUAUUUCGAUCUAUCAUUCGCUGCAUUGCCACACAAAGUCCUCAUGCCUGAGAAAUUCGAAUCUGAAGUGAUAGAGCUUCGUAAACGAUUCACAGAUCGAUCAAGAUCGGAUUACGUUUUCCAGCCAAGCUAUCACAAGCGAAUCCCAGCGGAUGGAGUUGGAUUUUACAUGGAAGGGAUUUGGCAACAAGUCUUGACCAACAAAGAUCUUGAUCUACCUACGCAGCAAGAGCUCCUCGCGCAAUUCAGAUGUGAUGAGCUCUCUGCUGCUGUCACCGAAACUUUCUUGGCUAGUUCGAAAAUUGUCAGAAGACCUGUAGAAGCAGGCACAGUUGUCGAGGGUCUAGGUUCGCUCAUGAAAGAUUGGCUAGAUACGGCUUUAGGCAAAUUCGAUCGGGAUGCUUCGCGAUAUCACGCGGGAGUAUAUCAACGUAAGAGAUUAGAUCUCUUAUCUGGGUUACACGCAUCCUUAUCAUCGCUUUUCCUUGGUCAACUCAAAAAUCUACACAAGACUGAAACCGCUAAAUUUUCAAAAGAUAUAAUCAAAGGAACGAAAGAAGUCGGAUACGAUUUCGCUAAAGUCGUCAAUGAGGGCAAAGCUUCGGCCAGAGAGCGAUUCUUGAACGGUGCCAAGGAAGUCAAAGUGGAUGGAACAGAUUGGGAAUAUGAACAUGAAUUAGCAUCAUUGGAUGAAGAUUUGAAACUGAUCGCUGAUAGAUGUAGAGCUGAUGAGACUAAGAAAAUGGUCAAUAGCAUAGAGCGAAAUGUCAAAAGACAGCUUUUGGAACCUGUCGAAGUCGCUCUGUCACAACCUUCACCCAAGAUGUGGGAUACCGUGUUGCAAACUUAUAAAGACGUAAGCGAAGACGCUGAGGAGUCAUAUCUUUCCAAAGCGAAGAGCUAUCACUGCUCAGACGAAGAGAACGACGUUGCUCUUGCAUCCCUCAGAGCUCGAGCAUGGUUGUCACUCCGAAGAAAAUUGGAAGAGCAGACUUCUGAUGCGACAAUACUGGCUACCCUAAGAGCCACAUUUGAAGAGAGAUUCAGAUAUGACGAAGCUGGUGUACCUAGAGUAUGGAAACCUGCGGAUGAUAUCGAAGGUGCAUUCACCAAAGCAAAAGACGAAACUUUAGCUCUUUUACCUUUAUUCUCCAUUGUUUCACCAUCGACAUCAUCUUUGCUCCCCACCUUACCUUCACCCGAAUCAUCGUUUGAUGUAGAAUCAGAUCCGACACCCUUUGACCCAUCAACAGCUUUCGUUUUGCUCUCACCCACGAAAAUACUGUCACUGGAAACUCGUUUCAAGAGAGAAGCAGAUGCAGCUUACGUAGAAGCUAAACGAUCAAUGGUUUCUUCUGUUGCUCAAAUCCCAAUAUGGAUGUAUGGAGUUUUAGUUGUGUUAGGUUGGAAUGAGGCUAUGGCUGUCCUGUUCAACCCUCUGUACUUCGCAAUGUUACUCGUUUUAGGUGCUUCUGCAUAUAUAAUUCUUCAGUUGGGAUUAGCAGGACCAUUGCUUCAAGUUACCAGAACAGUUUUCUCAGAGGUGAAACGUAUAGGGACAGAUAAACUAAGAGAAGCGUUUGCUGAAGUUCCCGAAGCUCAAAGAGUAUUGGCUCAACCCUACCUCGCCAGUGGUGAUUCAAGUGACGGCUUAAGAGGUGAUGAGAGGAGAAAAGGUGAUUUGUUAGCAGAAAAGGUCGUUGAAAAGUAG
Kwoniella shivajii is the source of this 2538-nucleotide messenger RNA. Its product is annotated as protein SEY1. Bases 1 to 2538 code for a protein of 845 amino acids. The transcript has 10 exons. Gene Ontology annotation, molecular function: GTP binding; GTPase activity. Lineage: Eukaryota; Fungi; Basidiomycota; Tremellomycetes; Tremellales; Cryptococcaceae. Gene Ontology annotation, biological process: endoplasmic reticulum membrane fusion. The record is from RefSeq and is a predicted model, not a curated record. Gene Ontology annotation, cellular component: endoplasmic reticulum.